GCAACUGGCGACGAGCGACGACUAGAUCGCCACAACUUACAACCUUCACGACCAAGACAGCAUUUUACCUGACACCAGAACCGUUGUCGCCGAUCCCCCAAUUUUCUCAACGAUAGCAAACAUGGACCCGGGCCGUAGAGCCAUGCUCUCUGGGCGCAGAUCACCCAGCCGCAGAGAUCGCGAAAGAGACAGAGACAUAGCCUCUCCACGACGCGACCCGAACAACCGCAUCACCAAACCCUCGAACCCUCCCCCUUCUUCGAGGCCACGUCAGAACAACAACUCGAGCUACAUGACGCAGGAUGAGCAGUCUAGACAGUUUGUUGCCGACGAGGACAAGUUCGUUCUGAAACAGGCCAAGAAGAAGGCUGAUAUUCGAGUUCGGGAAGGCCGAGCCAAGCCUAUUGAUCUGCUGGCCUUCAAUCUGCGCUUCAUCGACGACGACCGGGACGUCUUCGACGACGACGAUGCUGAUCUACACCUCAAUGUGGCUUCUCCAGAGGAGGUCCUGCAGGGGCUCGACGAAUCACAGCUUCGAGACCUGGAUUCUGACAUCACGUCCUACCACACCCUCGAGCAGAACGACCGCAACCGCGAGUACUGGACAUCGCUGCAAACUAUCUGUGCCGACAGGCGGCAGAAGCUGAAACCACAAGGUCCAGACGCUCGGGUCGUCAGCACAGUAUCCGAAGACGUCGACAAGAUCCUGCGCCCCAAGACGUACGAGCAGCUCGAGGCACUCGAAUCACAGAUCAAGGCAAAGCUCCGCUCCAACGACGAUAUCGAUGUCGACUACUGGGAGCAGCUCCUGCGCAGUCUGUUGGUGUGGAAGGCUAAGGCCAAGCUGAGAAAGGUGUCCGAAGCAAUCAACGACAGCAAAGCCGCAUUGCUCAAGCUGCAGGAUCCGGAAAAGGCAAAGGCACUAGGACAACACCAGGCCAACCAUGCCAAUUCUAUUUCGGGCCCUGCAGCAGUCAGGAACUUGUCAUCUGAACCAAGCAGGACGGAAACAAAGGCGGUACCUGUUUCAAGUGCGCCCCCAGGAACAGCUCGAUUUGCACAGAUGGGCAACGAAGACUUCUCCCAAGCCACCAAAGCACUAUACGACCGUGAGGUCGCGCGUGGUAUUGGCGAAGACGAGGAGAUAUUCACGGCAGAAGAGACCGUUGCAAGUGGUUCGAAACCUCAAUGGGCUGAUAAGCAUCGGCCACGAAAGCCGAAAUACUUCAACCGCGUUCAGAUGGGCUACGAAUGGAACAAGUACAACCAGACACAUUACGAUCACGACAACCCUCCGCCCAAGGUUGUCCAGGGCUACAAGUUCAAUAUCUUCUAUCCCGAACUCAUCGACAAAACCAAGGCGCCCACUUUCAAAAUCAUUCGAGAACACGGUAGAAAAAGGGGAGAGUCUUUUGCCGCAGCAGGGGAGGAAGAUACGUGCCUCAUCCGUUUCAUCGCAGGUCCCCCAUACGAAGACAUUGCGUUUAGAAUCGUGGACCGCGAGUGGGAUUACAGUGCAAAGAAGGAUCGGGGCUUCAGAAGUUCCUUCGAUAAGGGUAUCCUGCAACUGCACUUUCAAUUCAAAAAGAUCUACUACCGGAAGUAAUUGUCCCCAGAAUCGGGCUGGGGUUGGAAAGGAGGCUCGCUCGUAUUGUCACGAUGCAUCUACGAUGUCACGAUGUGACAGAAUCAACCGGCUGGGCGGAUACAUCGUGACAACGUUUGGGGUUGGGAGGUUGUUUUGUUUUUGGCCGGGCCAGAAGCCAGGACAGAUCUGUAUCUGCUCUCC
Molecule: messenger RNA, 1789 nt
Organism: Colletotrichum godetiae
Lineage: Eukaryota; Fungi; Ascomycota; Sordariomycetes; Glomerellales; Glomerellaceae
Product: mid region of cactin-domain-containing protein
Exons: 3
Coding region: 122-1606 (494 amino acids)
Biological process (GO): mRNA cis splicing, via spliceosome
Cellular component (GO): cytoplasm; spliceosomal complex
Molecular function (GO): protein binding
Source: RefSeq, a predicted model, not a curated record